AUGUUUAUUUUACAGAAUGAGGUAUCAGAGUAUCUGUAUCCUCCAGAAAUACUACAAAAAUUGGAUUUUAACAAAAGUCCAGCAGUAUUUAAGCCAAAAAUAAGUGCUUCUAAUCCAGGCGAGGAAUGGAUGGUGGUGAGACCUUUACAAAGAUCAGAUUAUGAUAAAGGAUUCUUGCAAUUACUCAGUCAGUUAACCAGUACUGGUAAUAUCACAAGAAAACAGUUUGAUGAACGAUUCACACAAAUGAAGAUGUCUGGUGGAUAUUAUGUCACAGUAAUUGAAGAUAAGAGGAUUUCGAAAAUAAUAGGUGCAGCCACUCUUACAGUUGAACAGAAAUUUAUUCACAAUUGCUCCCUAAGAGGCCGCUUGGAAGAUGUUGUUGUUAAUGAUACAUACAGAGGCAAGCAAUUGGGAAAGCUAAUAGUUGUGACAGUUUCACUGCUAGCUCAAGAGCUGGGCUGCUACAAAAUGUCAUUGGACUGCAAAGAUAAGCUCAUCAAGUUUUAUGAGACCCUGGGCUACAAGAUGGAACCUGGAAAUUCUAAUGCUAUGAACAUGAGGUUCGAAGAGCCAUCCUGACAAUUAGCCGCUGAGUCAUCCGACUUGCGCUCUAAGCUGUAAGCACAUACAGCAGCCGAGUGGACGUCGCAACACCACAAACGGGUCCUAUACCAUUACCUGAACUACCCCCAUUGUCAUUUGUUAUAGUCAUUGUGAUUCCAAAAUAAACCAUAUAAUAGUUAGCAAUAAAAUAUUAAACCAUUUUUGUGUUUGUUGUGAUUUCUGCUUUGUUGUUUUGUGUUUACGGUCGCAGGGUCAAUUUGUUUAUCCAUCAAAAAUUGUAUUUUACAUAGUGGCACAUUUUGUAUGUAAAAUUUGCGUUUGAUGGGGUGGUAAAUUGAUUUUGGAUGUCUCGGCACAUAAUUAUAAUUUUAGUUGUAAGUUUUUACUGCUCAAUGUUUAAAAAUGUUUGUUUAUCGGAUUUAUUUGCGCUAAAAUCCAGCUAUGUCUGCUUCGCUUUUGUAACUAAAUACCUACUUAUAAUUCGUUCAUAAGCUUUAAUACUAACACUCAUUUAUUAAAUGUUGCUAUUGAAAAA
Messenger RNA from Colias croceus (clouded yellow), 1102 nucleotides. RefSeq names its product probable glucosamine 6-phosphate N-acetyltransferase (gene Gnpnat). The transcript is spliced from 5 exons. Gene Ontology annotation, molecular function: monosaccharide binding; glucosamine 6-phosphate N-acetyltransferase activity. Gene Ontology annotation, biological process: UDP-N-acetylglucosamine biosynthetic process. The record is from RefSeq and is a predicted model, not a curated record. The coding region runs from base 1 to 582 and encodes 193 amino acids. NCBI's taxonomy places the organism in Eukaryota, Metazoa, Arthropoda, Insecta, Lepidoptera, Pieridae. Gene Ontology annotation, cellular component: endoplasmic reticulum; endoplasmic reticulum-Golgi intermediate compartment; Golgi apparatus.